Messenger RNA from Abrus precatorius (Indian licorice), 717 nucleotides. Its product is annotated as WUSCHEL-related homeobox 4-like. Gene Ontology annotation, molecular function: DNA binding; DNA-binding transcription factor activity. The coding region runs from base 1 to 717 and encodes 238 amino acids. Lineage: Eukaryota; Viridiplantae; Streptophyta; Magnoliopsida; Fabales; Fabaceae. Gene Ontology annotation, biological process: phloem or xylem histogenesis; procambium histogenesis; cell division. The transcript is spliced from 3 exons. The record is from RefSeq and is a predicted model, not a curated record. Gene Ontology annotation, cellular component: nucleus.
AUGGGAACAAGCAUGAAGGUGCAUCAGUUCACACGUGGAUUCUGGGAGCACGAACCCUCCCUCACCCUCGGGUGCAAGCGCUUACGCCCCCUUGCCCCCAAGCUUUCUAAUAACACCGACACAACCACCACCACUGCUACUACUCCAUCUCUUGUUGCGCCUUUCGAUCUCAAGAGCUUCAUCAAAUCAGAAAGUAGCUCCAGAAAACUUGGAUCUGAUGAUAAUAAGAAAGACCCACCUUCACCACAAGGCCAGGUGGAAACGCAAAUUCCAGGAGGGACAAGGUGGAAUCCGACGCAAGAACAGAUAGGGAUAUUGGAGAUGCUAUACAGAGGAGGGAUGCGAACUCCGAAUGCUCAACAGAUAGAGCAGAUCACGGUCCAGCUUAGCAAAUACGGCAAGAUCGAAGGGAAGAAUGUGUUCUAUUGGUUCCAAAACCACAAAGCACGUGAGAGACAAAAGCAGAAGCGCAGUAGCCUUGGCCUUGCUCAUAGUCCUCGAACUCCCACCACAGUAGUGUCACCCCCUUUUAGUAGUAGUAGUAUAAUAACUUCUUUGGAGACAACGAGAAAGGGGGAAGUAGUAGAAAGAGACGAGGAAGAUAGCCCAUUGAAGAAGUGUAGGGGUUGGGUAUUUGAGUACUUGGAAGACCAAAGCUGGAAAGAAGAGAAACAAAGAACCCUGGAGCUUUUCCCAUUGCACCCGGAAGGCAGAUGA